AGAAAUGAAGACUUAGGUAUAUUGCUUUUUGUCCUAGACUGUCCUAAAAUUGUCUUUAAAAAAGCAUUUGAAGAUCAUGGAAGCAUUAUGAAAUGAAUAAAAUACUGCUGCUUAAAAAUAGGAUUUAUCCUUACAUUAAAAAUUCUUGGCUAUAAAAAAUAUGGUUAAAAAUCCAUCUGGAGUCCAUCGUGAAUCAGAACGGACAUCAAGGAAUAUGCCAUCCAGUCAGCUCAGACCUCCCACAUCAGAGCUUUUAGAACUUCAUGUUUUUUAUGUUCCGGAAGAAGUGUGGAACUUCAGGUUGAAUACUGUCCCAGUGGAUGUUACUAAUAAAUUCUUGUCGGCUGGAUUCAUAAGGGUAUCACCUCAUAUGACCCUGAGAACACUGCGAGAGCAGCUUCGAGAGCAUCUAGGUGAAGAUUCAGUUGUGAAAAACUAUACUUUUCUUAAAUGUAUUGGGGGAAAACUUGCAAUGGUAAAAGCAAAGCAAGAGAUGGAACUGAAACUGAGAUCAUUUGCUCCUCCCUAUGCAUUUCAUCCAGAGCUUUAUUUGUUACCUGGAGUAGAAAAUAUCUAUUCAUCUUCAUCAUCAACUCCAGAGAGACCUCUUAAUAAUAUGGAAUGUGUGUUGGCAUAUACAUCUCUUCAUAAAUCACAUCGUUCAGCUGCUCCAGAUCAUGAAGGGGAUCAAAAUGCAGCAGUUUUGGAGAGCGCCCAGAAAAAUCAUUUCAGUUGGAUGCAGGAAAAUGAAGAAACCCAUUCUAACACGAAUCAACAGGAAGAAUCCAUUACACCAUCCUACAUAUUGCAUGAUUUAAAUUCUGCAGAACAGAAUUCUGUAAAAACUUCAUUGGUGAAAACUCCUAAAAGAAAACCUCUAAAUCAAGCUCCCCCCAAAAGUAACCAUCUCAGAAAAGGUGAGAAAUACAAAGGAUCUAUGGUAAAUCAGAACAGUGAUCAAGAGAAGACUGAAGCAAAUCUCAUCCAGCAUAAGACCAAAGAAGACAUCUCUAUAAUAUUAGACGCAAAUAUGGAAAAUGGAGAAAAUGCAAAAGGAAGACGUACCACGGGGGAUUCUGGGAUCCCAGAAUCCUUGGAAGACAAAGAUCUGGAAUGUUUAUACAGUAAGAAAAGCCAACAGCAUCCUGAUAUUACAAAGUCUCUUGCUGACACUGGUGGCACGCAGGAUAACCAGACUGAUGAGAAUAACAAAAAUAACUUCACACAUCCAAACCAGUAUCUUUCCCCUCCUACUCCACCUCUGUUGGCUCUGAGUAUAAAUAGAACUCAAGCUCCCAACAGGGUAUUUUCAACUGAUGGAAACCAGUUAAAUAGACAGUUGCAACAUAUCAAGGCUGAAAGAAAACAUCUGGAGAAGACUAGAGAGGAGCUGAUUAAAAAAGUGAAAGGCUUGCUUGAACAGAACAAACUAAGAAGAUAUCAUGCCCGUGACAUAUGGAAGAAGAAAUAUUUUGAAACUAAGAAAAUCACAGCUUCUUUGGAGGAGGUUUUAAACAAACUGCAGGAAAAUUUGGACCUUCACUACCAGAAACUAUUGAUGCAGCUGCAAGCAAGGGAAGUCAGGAAAAGAGGGAAUCGUUUAACACCUAUUGUCAUUUCAAAGAAUAAUACUAUUAUCCAGAUUACAACUCUGCAGCAUGACAUUGAGCAGCUAAGAAGAAAGCUAGACAAUGCAAAAAUGAAGCUUGUCAUUGAAAUUAAGAUGAGAAAGCAGGCCACAUCUGAUUUACAAGCCCUGAAAGCAGAAUUGGCACACAAGAAGGUCCAGUCUUCAUUCAAACUCCAGUCUGAUAAACAAGUGCCUUAGCUGGCUCCAAUUUAUGACAUUUUUCACUAUGUAUUUAUACCGGUGUUCACAGACACUAUUUCUUUCAGAUGUAUAUUUUUAAAUAUAGUAGAGAUUUUGUAUGUGUUGAACCAUGAAACAUAUUUAUAAUUAAACCCAUCUUUAAAAAUUCUUUUGCAGAUGUAACAUGGCAAUAUCAUCCCUCUUCAGUAACACCAAUUUAUUUGU
Molecule: messenger RNA, 2035 nt
Organism: Eublepharis macularius
Lineage: Eukaryota; Metazoa; Chordata; Lepidosauria; Squamata; Eublepharidae
Gene: SPATA1
Product: spermatogenesis associated 1
Exons: 13
Coding region: 161-1828 (555 amino acids)
Source: RefSeq, a predicted model, not a curated record